Aspergillus novofumigatus IBT 16806 is the source of this 1227-nucleotide messenger RNA. RefSeq names its product telomere maintenance SDE2 family protein. The coding region runs from base 149 to 1078 and encodes 309 amino acids. The record is from RefSeq and is a predicted model, not a curated record. NCBI's taxonomy places the organism in Eukaryota, Fungi, Ascomycota, Eurotiomycetes, Eurotiales, Aspergillaceae. The transcript has a single exon. Gene Ontology annotation, cellular component: nucleus.
CAGCCUUCAACGCCUCCUCUACGUCAACUCUCACUUUACUUGCAUCUCGAACACUUGACCGCGCAGUCACGUCUCUAACAGCACUGACUAGCCGCUUAAUCAUUCGAAUACACUAAUUUCAGUGGCAGUCGGAUACUGAACGACCAGUAUGGCAGCACAAACAGUGAACGUACUCCUUUCAUCCUUCCCAGGACUCUCCCUACCUUCGACAGUCUCAUUCUCUCUCCCAUCCACAUCGACCAUCUCCGAUCUUACCGAUAGAGUCUCCGCAUACUUGCCAUUGUCGAUACCACUUCAGUCCCUUGUCUUGACCACAACGGGUAAUAAACAACUUGUCCCAUCAUGUGAACGUCUACUUUCUCUUUUUGGCGCCUCUAAUGGCGAAGGUGCAACAACGUCGAAUCUCCUCCCCCUCCGGUUGACUGUUCCCCUGCGCGGAGGCAAAGGUGGUUUUGGUUCCCAGCUUCGUGCGGCUGGUGGACGUAUGUCGAGCAAGCGGAAGCGCAACCAAGGGGACGACAAUGGCUCCAGUCGCAACCUUGACGGUCGCCGUAUUCGCACGGUCAACGAAGCCAAGGCUCUGGCCGAAUACCUCGCAGUCAAACCGGAGAUGGAUCGAAAAGAAAAGGAAGAGCGUCGGCGCCGGUGGCAGGCUGUUGUGGAGGCUGCAGAAAAGCGCCAGGAGGAAUUGAAAAACGGUGGCGGAAAGCAUAAGAUUGAUGGGCAGUGGAUGGAAGACAAGGAGGAAGUGAACGAAAAGGCCAGGGAGGCUGUGCUGGCAGCAAUGAGGGAUGGAGAGUGGACGGAUAACCUACGCGACACGAUCCUGGGCGGAUCUAGCACGAGCGCCAGUGCUAGUGAGGGUAGUGGACAGGAGACUCAGAACAGCUCAGAGGAAGAGAGCGAUGAAGAACAAGACGCGGCGGAUGUACCCGCGCCGUCAGAACCGGCUGUCAAGUCAGCGCCGACCAGGAAGUUCAUUGGAUUUGAUGACGACGACGAGUUCAUGAGUGAUUCUGAAGACGAAGAAACCGAGCAAAUCGACGAUCCGAAGGGCAAAGGAAAAGCAAAGGCUUGAUUUUACAGUCCGACUGCGAUUGUUUCUCCGAAACUAUCAUGUUUAUUAUGAUCAGGAAUUUUGGGCGUGUUUGCCUUUGAAGUGUUUGUAAUCUUCGCUGGACUUGAGCAUUCAGAAUUUACAGAAUACUAUGCUCGUAACCCUCUUCU